CGCCCGAGGUCAGCCUUCUUUCCCUGCACGGCCCUUCCCUGCUCUGGUCCUGGCCCAGCCUUGCCUCACGUGGAAACCGGUUAUCACCGCCUCCAACCGUCUCAUGCUUCGGCUCAUAGAAAACGAGGUUUGUUUCGCUUUCUCGAGGCAUAACGUACACACCGCACAGCUCACCCACGUCGAGCACGACACUUGGUGCAUGCCGGUGCGUCCGUUCUGCCUUCUGGCCGAGCGCGCUGCCGUGCAUGGUCACGUGCAAACCUGCCUGCGGUCGGAUCUUCUGGUAUCUCUGGGGCCCGUUCCCAGGGGUGAAAUUCCAGGGUGGAAGACCAUGCGUCACCUGACUUCAAGAGUCAGGCACAAGGGCAGAGAGCACCCUGCUCGGGUGAGUGUCCCCCGGUCACUGCCACUCGCUGAGACACGUGGGCGUCCGUCACGCGGCAGGCUUGCGAGGACCAGGUGCAGCGGUCAUGAGCUGGCUUGUCGGACGUCGUCAGCCGCCCUGUGGUUCCGGAAAGACCUUGCGAAGACCAGCGGGGCACCUCAGUGGGGGAGAGGAGGGAACUCUGGCCCGUGCAGGAAGCCCAGGGGGACUGCACAGAGCGGGGUGGCCCCUUCUCUUUCCAGAACUCCCCGAAGCUUUACCAACGACCAAGAACCUUUUCUUCUUUUAAAAAAUACAGCUUUCAUGUCAUCAGCUUCUACUUAUAACAAUAAACCGCUCCAUCCCUGGUUGAGGGAUUUUUAA
Molecule: messenger RNA, 748 nt
Organism: Mustela lutreola (European mink)
Lineage: Eukaryota; Metazoa; Chordata; Mammalia; Carnivora; Mustelidae
Exons: 4
Coding region: 104-748 (214 amino acids)
Source: RefSeq, a predicted model, not a curated record